CACGAGUCAGGCUGGUUGACUUGACUUGAGCAAAAAAAGAUUUUCGUUCGAGAGUUCCUGAACGCACCUCGGUGACGUAUCUCUUUUGACGCUCAUGGCGGGAGGCGGAGGUUGAAAGUCCUCGUAAUGCAAGCUGUGUUGACAUCGUGCUACUGCUAAGGUUUGCUAAGAGCAGCCUUAAGUUUUACGUAUGACUGAAGUUAGCAUGAUGGCGUCUGAACUGGUGAAAGACAACCCGCUGCUCUUACCUCUCAACGUGGAGAAAACGGUAUAUGAUGGAUUCAUCACCGUCCAGGAGAAAUACUUCAGACUGAGAGUACAGCUGCCGCCAGAUCGCCAUCUCAAAAAGGCCAAGCUGCAUUGCUGUUGGAAGUUAAAACACCUGUUGCGUGGGUAUGAACACACAGUGAAACAGAGGCUACACCAGUCUACUGAUCUUGUCAGUUUCAUACUGGAACUGAAGACUGUCUUGGAAGUGGUUCUAAAGUGCCAUCCUGAGUGCUCCUCAAUACCACCUCCACAGUACUACUCCCAACUCAUUUUCGAGAUUGAGAACCUUGGGUGGGACAAGUUGCUUUUCAUAGACACACAGUUUAAAAUGUUGAGGCUGAAAGCUGAGGACUCUUCAGGACGACAACACAUUCUCACCAUUGACCUCAAGUCUAAGUAUCCAGCAGAGGCUCCAGAAUGCACAGCUGACCUGCCAGUUCCCCUGGUCUUAACAUGGACUCCACAGUCUUCUUUAAACCAACUACACAGCCAGUUCCUGCUGGUUAUAGCAGCUCUGACGGAGUUCUGGGAUGUCCUUGAUGAGAUUGACACAAAGACCUGGAUUCUGGAACCGGAAAAGCCAAGUUUUUCUGACACUAUGAGGCGAAUAGUUAUUGGAAAUAAUGUCUCCAUUAAAGUGGAAGUGGAUCCCAGACAUCCAAAGAUGCUGCCAGAAUGCUGCCUGCUAGGAGCUGAGCAUGUUGUCACUCCACUGAGGGAUAAGCUGAACGCCAACAUGCAUUUGUGGAACCCGGACUCCAGUGUCUUGCAAAACCUCCAGGAUGUUUUGGAGAUCGAAUUCCUGUCACCUGCCACCCACGAAAAAUCUACAUUCAGUGUUGAGUGUGGGAUCUGCUACUCCUAUCGCCUGGAGGCUGCUAUACCUGACCAGGUGUGCACUGACCCUCACUGUGGUCAGCCCUUUCAUCAGGUCUGCCUGUAUGAGUGGCUGCGUAUGCUGCCCGCCAGCAGGCAGAGCUUUAGCACGGUUUUUGGAGAGUGUCCUUACUGCAGCAAGCCCAUUACAGUGAAAAUGGCAGCUAAGAAAUCCUGACAAGUUGCUUUGCGGACCAAUGAACUACUUAAAAACAAUUACACUCACAAGAAGAUGCAGGAAGAAACAAGAACAAAGAAAUAUCCCUAUUCUUGUUGAAAAGGGG
Molecule: messenger RNA, 1430 nt
Organism: Nerophis lumbriciformis (worm pipefish)
Lineage: Eukaryota; Metazoa; Chordata; Actinopteri; Syngnathiformes; Syngnathidae
Gene: fancl
Product: FA complementation group L
Biological process (GO): interstrand cross-link repair; protein monoubiquitination
Cellular component (GO): Fanconi anaemia nuclear complex; nucleus
Molecular function (GO): ubiquitin protein ligase activity
Source: RefSeq, a predicted model, not a curated record